Messenger RNA from Brugia malayi, 456 nucleotides. RefSeq names its product 60S ribosomal protein L22, putative (gene Bma-rpl-22.1). Bases 1 to 456 code for a protein of 151 amino acids. Gene Ontology annotation, cellular component: ribosome. The record is from RefSeq and is a predicted model, not a curated record. Gene Ontology annotation, molecular function: structural constituent of ribosome; RNA binding. NCBI's taxonomy places the organism in Eukaryota, Metazoa, Nematoda, Chromadorea, Rhabditida, Onchocercidae. Gene Ontology annotation, biological process: cytoplasmic translation. The transcript has 3 exons.
AUGGUAGUGGCGUCGAAAGUUAAAAAGCAUAUUGUACUAAAAAGGAGCAAGAAAUCGGAUAGUGGAAAGACGAAGAAAAAGAAGAAGCAAACGCUGAAAUAUAAUAUUGAGUGUAAAAAUCCUGUAGAAGAUGGUAUUAUGAAUGUGAACGACUUUGGGACAUUUCUAAAUGAGCGUAUCAAAGUGAAUGGAAAAGUUGGUACAAUGGCAGCGAAUGGUGUAAGAUUGGAAGUUACUAAAACGAAGCUUAUCCUUACGUCAGAGGUUCCAUUUUCGAAGAGAUACCUGAAAUACCUCACGAAGAAGUAUUUGAAACGCAAUUCCCUUCGCGACUGGUUGAGAGUAGUGGCUUCUUCGAAAGAUACGUAUGAAUUGAGGUAUUUCCGGAUCAACCAGGAUGACGAAGAUAUUGGUGACAAUAAAAAGGAUGAUGAAGAUGCUGAUAACAAUAAAUGA